Molecule: messenger RNA, 1284 nt
Organism: Symbiodinium sp. CCMP2592
Lineage: Eukaryota; Dinophyceae; Suessiales; Symbiodiniaceae
Source: the annotation of a GenBank genome assembly
AUGGAAAGUGUGCUGAGCUUGGUCGAGGGCCUGAAUUCACAUGCGCAGGAGAUCUUCGACCGCCUGGAUGCCGCAUGCGGCCAGAUGGACACACGGCUCAGUGGCUUGGAGACCCGGCUUUCGCAAGCGACCGAGCGCAUCGAGCGCACCCGUGGCAGCACAGCAGCCCUGAAGGUCCAGAGCGCCCGAACCUUCCAAGGGCGGGGUGCACCGAGCUUGCGGGCAGCGCACCGGGUGCUGGACGAGAGCCUUCUCGUGUCCUUGCGCUCUACGGCACCGAUCCCUGAGCUCGACCAGGGCCAAGGACGGAGUUCCACGGCGCUAGCCGAAGACUUGGCUCGCGUCUACAAGUGUGUGAACCAGCAUCGGAACCUGGAGGUUACCGGGGGUCCUCGGACUCGGACAGGAAGCGAGAGGCUCCUACCUGCUGCUGGUCGCUUGACUUCGGUCUCUGAGCUCUUCCUCUUGAACUCCUCCGAGCAGCCCUACAAGGUGAGGCAUGAGGUGGACAACUUGGCAGAGCCAGAGGACGAAGCUUUCUACCACGGCAAGCGCGCAGAGAUGCCAAAGCAAGCAGCCGAGCCCGAGGAAGACGUAGACUUGGAGGAGGACGAGCCAUUGCGGGAGCACGAGGACUUGCGCUUUAGGCCACGACCAGCUGCAGAAGUGACAUUCGAUCUUCCAGAUGUCUUGCCGGACCUUGGGCAUGUGGCACACCUGGUGUGGCGCGAGGGCGAACAGCACUCCGAAACGGCACGGCCCGUAUGGGAUGCACCUCCUCCGGAGCUUGGUCGUGCGUCCAUCAGCGCCGCCCCAAAGCCCGCCCGGCCUGCACCACCUGCACCAAAGCGAGCACCCCCACCAGCUCCGAAAGCCACUCGCGCAGCUGAGCCGUUGCUGGCCCCAAGCUCAGGGCCCGCCAUGAAGGCAACUCUAUCCCAGGCAGCCGCACCCGCACCAGCCGUACCGACCCCACAGCCAACACAGCCGACGCAGCCGAUGCCGGCCGCGCAGCCGUCCAAGCCCUCAACACCAGCACCUCCGCCGCCGAAGCCUGCGGCUAAGGGAAAGGGCCCCAAAGGCAAGGGCAAAGGAAAGGGACCCGCACCACCUCCACCGCCCGCGAAGAAGGCCGCGGCUGCUACCAAAGCGCCCGCACCCACAGAAAAGGCCGCAGUUGGAAAAGCAGCCAUGUUCGCAGACAUUCGUUCUGGUGGUCCAAAGCUGCGCAAAGUCGCGCCUCCGAAGGAACGUUCCGGCGCUGCAGUUGGCCGCAUCGUCUAG